AAGGCAGCCGCGCCUUCAGGGUGGCCGCUCGGCGGCGUGCGGUGGACAGCUCCCUGUCCCCCACCCCGGCUCCUAGGGUGCUGGCCCCUCCCCUCCCCUCCCCCCCCUCCCUCUCCCGACUCCCUCCCGAUCCGCGCUGAGUCACGCUGGAGCAGAGGACUAAGGGAUCGGGGAGCUGCGGCCCGCGCUGCUGGAGCUCCAGGCCAGGAUGGGAUCCCAGGUCUCCGUGGAUGCGUCUGUGCACGUAGUGAUUGUUGGAGGCGGCUUCGGUGGGAUCGCGGCUGCCAGCCAGCUUCAGUCCUGGGGUGUCCCCUUCACACUGGUGGACAUGAGAGAUGCUUUCCAUCACAACGUGGGAGCUCUCCGAGCCUCUGUAGAGAGUGGAUUUGCCAAGAAGACGUUCAUUUCAUUUACAAAGACCUUUGGGGACAGCUUCCGGCAGGACCUGGUGGUGGGACUGGACCUGGAAAACCAGAAGGUCCUGCUCCAGAGGGGUGAGGCCCUUUCCUACUCCCAUCUCAUCCUGGCUACCGGCAGCAGCGGGCCCUUCCCAGGGAAGUUUAACCAGAUUUUAGACCUGCAGUCAGCCGUUGAGGCCUACGAAGUGAUGGUGAAGCAGAUCCAGAAGUCCCAGCGUGUGGUGGUGGUGGGAGGAGGCUCAGCUGGAGUGGAGAUGGCCGCAGAACUUAAAACCGAUUAUCCGGAGAAAGAGGUUACCCUCAUUCACUCCAAAGCCCUGCUGGCUGACCCAGAGCUCCUUCCUCGUGUUCGACAGGGGGUGAAAGAGAUUCUCCUCGAGAAAGGAGUGGAACUUCUGCUGAGUGAGCGAGUGAGCAACCUGGAGGAGCUGCCGGUCAAUGAGUGUCAUGACAGCAUCCAAGUGAAGACGGACAAGGGGACGCAGCUGGUGGCAAACCUGGUGAUCGUCUGCAACGGGGUUAAGAUCAACUCCUCGGCAUACAGCGACGCCCUGGGUGGUAAAAUGGCCAGCAAUGGUGCCUUAGUGGUUAACGAUUACCUCCAGGUGGAGGGAUUUAGUAACAUCUAUGCCAUUGGGGACUGUGCUGAUGUGAAGGAACCCAAGAUGGCAUACCAUGCUGGACUACAUGCCAAAGUCGCGGUGACUAACAUCGUCAACAGUUUGAAACAGACGUCGCUCAAGACCUACAAGCCAGGUGCCCUGACAUUUCUACUGUCUAUGGGAAGAAAUGAUGGCGUGGGUCAGAUUAGUGGCUUCUACGUCGGGCGGCUCAUGGUGAGGUUCGCCAAGAGCCAGGACCUGUUCGUCUCCUCAAGCUGGAAAAAUAUGAGGCAGACGGCACCCUCGUAGAGAGUAAGGGGAAGGAAGAAAAGGUAAUGAAACCAGUUAAUCAGUGGAUUUAAAAAAGAUGAUAAAAAAGAUGGACAGAAAGCAACAGAUGGACUGAGAUAUCAGAAGGAAGAAGUUCCUCUCUGUGCUCACGAUGCCUGGAAUGUAUCAACAGGAUCACGUGAUAGAUUGCCGGCAUCUCCUCAAGGUGCUAUUUGGCACACAAGAAGAAGCGUUAGAAAAAUAUUUCCUAAAAGGGUCAUUUCUGGGUUGGACAAAGCCAUUCACUUGCUGGGGACCCAGCCAGCCACCCAUGCCCAGCCGAUCGCACGGGAAGUGGGCAUCCUGAACCAUCUGACUAGGGAUGGAAAAGCAUAAAGUCUGAAGGUGGGCCGUGGGUAUUUUGUCAUUGGUGUCAGAAAGGAGGGAAGGCAAGGUCAGGGCUCCCGCCUGGAGGUAGUUUUCACAGGGGCCAGACACCUCGUAGGCUGUGUAAUCUUGCAGAUGCCCAGGAAGGGGGCGAGGACAUGCUCUAGGUUCCCAUGGCUUUGAAGGUGCAUGGUGGAAUUCCAGGGCAGGUCAUCUGACUGAUUCCAGUGGCCUUUUAUCACUUUGCCUCCUGUUAUACAGGUGGGUUCAGCCCGUCUCCCCUUCUGCAGGCAGACACUGUGCUAGUCUGGGCAUUCCUGGGGGGAGACGGGGCUCAUCUGCUGGGCAGGCUUCAGGUAGGAGUGGACGUGGCAUUUAAUUUAGCAGCCAGACUUAUGUUCUCCCUAACUUUCCAUUAGUGCUUGGCAAGCUGUAAACUUACUGAAAUGAUGAAACUUUUCCUACUUUUCAGAUAAAUUUUAGGAGGGUGAAAUUCCUUAGGGCCAAAUUACCAGCCAGAUGAAUCCAUUUUAACAAAGGAUGCUCUCUUCCUUAACGUUCAGAUAAUUAGGGAACAGUAGUAGUGCACCCUUUGCUAGGUUACUGUAGUACUGCUAGUACCUAAGACUUCCAAAGAUUUGUGAUUUUUAUCCACCUGAGUAUUUUUUCCUCACACUGAUCCCAACCCUUCCCCAUGCCUGCCUGCCUUAGAAAAGUUUGGUGAGUUACUUUGGUCAGAAAGUGCCUCCCCUGGUGGCCAACCUUUUGGGUGAAAUGCUGUCUUGAUCCUUAGCCCAGGUGGGUCCAUUACCAUCCCCUCAGACUCAAAGUAUUUCCCUUUUUGUAAGACAUUCCAGAGCUCUAGUUCUGUUGGGGUAACUUCCUGAGACUCCAUGGUCAACUCCACAUCUGAGGGAGGCACGGGAGCAGGACUUUGAGGGAGGGAUGUUUAAUAUUAAGAAGCAUAGGUCUGCUGAUAGCUCACCAGAACGGUUCUUGACGUAUUAAACUUACCUUCCUCUGGAUGGAGGGACUCUGACCGUACUGGUGGAGCUAAGGGUCAGGCUCGAAGAUGAGCCAGCAGCAAAGGUUUGUUGCCAGUCCCGUGCCAGUUCCCCCCAGCAGUUAGUUUUGUUCCCUGGCUGACACUGGGCACCACAAGCCAGGAUUCCUCGCUAAGGUGAGGAGUGGAAAGAGUACCGGAUUUGGAGUGAAGAGACAUGGGAUCAAACAGUCUGAUUCCCAGCUCUAAAUCUCAUGUGUUCCUGUAGCAGACUCACCAUCAACUUGCUUUAAGGCAUUAUUAUUGACCUGUGUUUUUAGGUGUGAUUUUUCCAUCCCUCACUUGUCUUUUGGAAUCCUUUCUGAUGGAGAUUAAAUUGUAAUUGGCUCAAAUUCAAAGGAGGCUUCUUGGUUUAGGCUCCUUUUGGUUGCUUCUCUGCCAAAGGCGUGGAGUGCUGGCCUGUUUAAAUGGACUUGCUUGGGCCGGUAACUCCUCAGUAACUGCCCCAAUCCCUGCACUACUUUGUGGAGGUUCAGAACUGUUCUGAGAGGAGGGUCUGCUUCUUGUCCCCUAAUUUCCAGACCUGUAAUGUGACCCUUUCCUACCAGAACAGCUGCUCACCUGAGGAGGCAUCCCACAAUAGAAGCAGGCUCUACCUGAGGUCUGUGGGCCUUAGGUGGCAUCUGGUCCAACCCUCCCAUUUUAUGGAUGGGGAGAUGGAGACUCAGUGGUCAAACAGCUUGUCCAAGAUGGCAGAGAAGACCAUUCUACUGAUUCUACAUCCAGCCCCCUGUGGGUCCCCCCCUUUUUAACCACACUUCACUCCAUACAAGGCAUGAAAAGGAGGGUAGGUGUCUUUGCUGUACCAAUAGACACCUGUAGUUCAAGCUGGUAUCUGCUGCUUGGGAGGUAGGAGUCUUCACUGUAGGGCCUAACUCUGGGUCUGGGCUGGCAUCGAUCCUAUACCAUUGAAGUGGCAAUCUGGGCCCUCACCUCAUUCCAGACAUGUCAACACAACGAAAUGACUUUCCAGUCUUGGGAAAUAAAAAAUCUGUUGCAAUAAAAUUGAGUGUCGUAAGAAGGACUCUGGA
Molecule: messenger RNA, 3772 nt
Organism: Trichosurus vulpecula (common brushtail)
Lineage: Eukaryota; Metazoa; Chordata; Mammalia; Diprotodontia; Phalangeridae
Gene: AIFM2
Product: apoptosis inducing factor mitochondria associated 2
Exons: 9
Coding region: 209-1330 (373 amino acids)
Biological process (GO): positive regulation of apoptotic process; apoptotic mitochondrial changes
Cellular component (GO): cytoplasm; mitochondrion
Molecular function (GO): electron-transferring-flavoprotein dehydrogenase activity; flavin adenine dinucleotide binding
Source: RefSeq, a predicted model, not a curated record